This is a messenger RNA of Leguminivora glycinivorella, 1020 nucleotides long. RefSeq names its product cytoplasmic dynein 2 light intermediate chain 1. The record is from RefSeq and is a predicted model, not a curated record. The transcript has 4 exons. Gene Ontology annotation, cellular component: ciliary basal body; axoneme; cytoplasmic dynein complex. Lineage: Eukaryota; Metazoa; Arthropoda; Insecta; Lepidoptera; Tortricidae. Gene Ontology annotation, biological process: intraciliary transport involved in cilium assembly; intraciliary retrograde transport. The coding region runs from base 38 to 934 and encodes 298 amino acids. Gene Ontology annotation, molecular function: dynein heavy chain binding.
GACCUUAGCUUGCUAAAAAUAUUUUAAAGCCCAAAAUAUGCUUUCAAUACCUGAAAUAGCUUCACAAAUCGUGAAUAAAGCUCUGUCGGAAACCAACGAUGAUAGUUCUAGAACGGUUUUUGUCGCGGGCAGCAAAUCUGUGGGAAAAUCUACAUUGCUUCACUCAUUUCUGGAGAAAAACGAAGCUCCCCGAGAAACGUUAGUCCUGGAGUACUCCUUUGGCCGGAAAUCAGUAAACAAGCAAAGCAUAGACAAGUCGAUAUGCCACGUUUGGGAGUAUGGCGGCAAGCUUGACGUUUUGAAAAACACGCUUACUUCUGUACCUGUUAGAGGAAAGUACUAUUGCUGUGUGAUGGUCGACCUUAGUAAAAUAAAGAAUAUCUGGAAUAUUUUGGAGACGUGUAUCGGAGCUGUAAAAGAGACUUACGACGGUACCGGAAUUGAGCCCGAGCUAAUCAUCAUUGGUGGAAAAUAUGAUGUAUUCAAAAAUUAUGAUAAUGAAAUUAAGAAAAUCAUAUGCACAACCAUGAGAAGCGUGUCGCUAGCGACCAACUCCCAUUUAAUAUUUUACUCAUCCAAAGAGCCUCAGUUAGUAAAAAGAGCUAGAGAUAUGUUCUACAACAUUGGAUUUGGGGCCGGUUUUCACGCUAAAGAGAAGAAUACAAAUUUUGCUAAACCCUUGGUAAUACCAAAGGGAUCAGAUUCUUGGGAAAGCAUCGGUGUGCCACAGUCUUCUAUGGAUAUGAUCAAAGCCCGGCAUCUAUCCAGGAUAGCGCCCGAGGCCGAAGUCACAGGGGACGUUACGACGGCGAGGCCGAAACUCACGCACCCCGAACCGGUGUUGGACGCCUUGGCCUCCGCCAAGUAUGAUGAGCUGCGGAGUAUGGAGUCCUUUGAUUUCUCCAUUGGCGAUUAUUUGAAGGCCUUGGAUUAGUGUGCAAGGCUACUUGAGUGGUAGCCCAAUAGACUUAAGUAAGUAAAUCAUUUUGAAAUUAGGUAGGUAUAAGUAUACGUACCUGA